AUGCCUGCCGAUCCAUGGCCUUUGCCGAACCCGGGGCCCAGCAGCGGAAGCUUCGACUUGGUGGCGCCCGACGAGGGCUUGGGAGCUGGCACAGGCAUCAGCCGACAAGUUCAGGGAGAUGUGCCAGUUUCAGAUGCUGAAAGGAGUCCGAGGACGAAGCGCGCUCCCAAGGAGAUGCCGUUGCGAUUCAGGUGCGUUUGUGGUACAUGCAUUGCCACGUCAGAGGGCUUCGUGGAUUCCAGAGAUGAUUCCUUUGUGUUUCGCACGUUGCAUGUGGGUGGAGGAGAAGCGGCAGGUCGCGUGGUCUGCGGUGAGUGUGAUCAGGCCUUGGGCUUCAGGAGCGAUGGCUUGUUCUUCCUCCGCCGGGAUAAGAUCGAGCAAAGGGCCGAGAAGUUGGAAGUGUUGGUGUGCAGUUUAAAGCUGCAAGAGAUCAAUGACUUGAGUCCAGUGCUCACGGACAUCUUUCCAUACAGCAGCGUGCGCGAGAGGCUACUGCAAAAGGCAGAGCUUCGUGGCUUUGCAGCCUUGCCGGGAAAGCCAGAUCUGGUUGUGGUUGUCCACCGCAACGAAGGCCGAGCUUUGCUAACUGACCGGAAUGGCUUUUACCACGAUGUUUUGGGCUGCGCGUACAAACAGACGCGCGGAAACGUGCUGGUUGUUUUGACUCGUGCAGAGCCGAAGGCGGAGACAGAUUUGUUUGACAAAGUCAUGCUGCGGUCCCUGUCAACAAGCGGCGACCAGCCAACCAUUGGUGUCUUAAGCGGCCUUGGGCAGGUGUUGACGUCUUGCACCCAGAUGUCAGCCAUCCCAUUUUGCUUGGGGAAAGCAUGUUUGAGUGUUGUUUGA
Symbiodinium pilosum is the source of this 846-nucleotide messenger RNA. The record is from the annotation of a GenBank genome assembly. NCBI's taxonomy places the organism in Eukaryota, Dinophyceae, Suessiales, Symbiodiniaceae.